AUGGUGAAAUCCGAUCUUUUCAUAGCAUUUGCUACUCUCUGUCAUGUUGCUCAGGCAGGAUGUCCCUACAUGGACAACGAUGCCCGUGACCUGCCGGCCAGCCACCCUGCAGUCCGACGAGAUGAGUCUACUGGUGCCCCCCCGGCGUCUACCGACGAGUUCCUGGCCAAAUAUGAGAUCAAAGAUACCGAUGUAUACUUGACCAACAACUUCGGAGGACAGAUCGAAGACCAGGAAAGCCUAAGUGCCGGCGAAAGAGGACCUACGCUACUCGAGGAUUUUACCUUCCGGGAGAAGAUCACCCACUUUGAUCACGAACGCGUCCCAGAACGAGCAGUGCAUGCCCGAGGAGCGGGAGCGCAUGGUGUAUUCACAUCUUACGGUGAUUGGGCAAACAUCACUGGUGCCUCCUUUCUGAAGGCACCGGGCAAGGAAACACCAGUCUUCAUCCGUUUUUCCACUGUUGCUGGAAGUCGUGGAUCUGCAGAUACUGUACGAGACGUCCAUGGGUUUGCGGUCAGAUUCUACACCGACGAAGGAAACUUUGACGUGGUAGGAAACAACGUUCCUGUCUUCUUUAUCCAAGAUGCCAUCAAGUUCCCAGAUCUCAUACACGCCGUUAAGCCAAGGCCAGACAACGAGAUCCCACAAGCUGCUACCGGACACGACAGCGCUUGGGAUUUCUUCAGUCAGCAGCCUUCAUCUUUGCAUACUCUUUUCUGGGCCAUGAGCGGGCAUGGCACUAUCCGCUCAUACAGACACACUGAUGGCUGGGGCGUCCACACAUUCCGUUUCGUCACGGAUGAGGGGAAGACCAAGCUCGUCAAAUUUCGGUUCAGAACUCAGCAGGGCAAAGCAUCUUUGCUAUGGGAGGAAGCGCAGAUUACUGCAGGAAAGAACGCGGACGCUCAUCGUCAGGACUUGUUCGAAAGCAUCGAGAAGGGUUACUUUCCGGAGUGGGUCUUCGAAGCACAAAUCAUGGAGGAGGAAGACCAGCUACGGUUUGGCUUCGACCUACUUGAUCCUACCAAGAUCGUUCCUGAGGAUAUUGUUCCAUUUACGCCUCUUGGCAAGCUCACCCUGAAUCGCAAUCCUCGCAAUUAUUUCGCCGAAACAGAACAGAUCAUGUAUCAAGUUGGCCACGUAGUCCGCGGUAUCGACCUCACUGAGGACCCGUUGUUGCAAGGACGUCUCUUUUCCUACUUGGAUACCCAGCUCAACCGCCACAACGGCCCGAACUUUGAGCAACUUCCAAUCAACCAGCCUCGUGUGCCUGUCCAUACGAAUACACGCGACGGUGCUGGGCAAAUGUACAUUCCACUCAACGUCGCCGCUUACUCUCCAAACACCCUCAACGGAGGCUCUCCACGACAAGCCAACCAGACCCAUGGGCGUGGCUUCUUCACGGCGCCCAACCGCUCAGUAGGCGGACGCUUCACGCGCGCAGUCUCUUCGACGUUUGCCGACGUCUGGUCGCAACCUCGCCUCUUCUUCAACUCCCUGCUUCCUGUGGAACAACAGUUUCUCAUCAACGCCAUUCGCUUCGAGGUAGCGCAGCUCACAAGCGAUGUGGUCAAGAAUAAUGUGCUCAUUCAGCUCAAUCGAGUGAGUCACGAUGUUGCCGUGCGCGUGGCCGAAGCAAUCAACUUGAAAGCCCCUGAUGCGGAUGCAAAGUACUACCACAGCAACACCACCACUGGAGUUAGCGCUUCGGGAGAGCCUUUGCUGAAAAUCGACGGCCUUAAAGUUGGCUAUUUGACUUCGAGCUCGGUGUCUGGCGACAGAGCUGCGGCUCUUAAGUCGGCGCUUGGGGAUCUGAAUGUUGGAUUGGUUGUUGUCGCUGAGCGUCUCGGUCGUGGAAUCGAUCAGAUAUACCAGGCUACCUUCGCGGGUCAAUUCGACGCUGUAGUUGUGGAUGGUAGUGCAAAUGCGCUUUUCGCACCAGCUGGAAGUCUGGCACAUUCAAACGCAACAUCGCCUGGCAAUAGGACUGGAAGUGCACAUUCAACCCUGUACCCUGCUGGCCGUCCGCUACAGAUCCUACAAGAUGGAUACCAAUGGGGCAAGCCUGUUGCCGUGGUUGGCGAGGGCAGCAAAGCUUUCGAGGCUGCAGGUAUUGAAGCCGGUACGCCUGGUGUGUUUGAGUUUGGCAACUCGAGUGAUGCGUCAUCGAUUGUGAAGCAGCUGUCCAAGGGAUUGUACACAUACAAGUUCUUGGACCGAUAUCCUUUGGAUCAGUAG
Cucurbitaria berberidis CBS 394.84 is the source of this 2241-nucleotide messenger RNA. Its product is annotated as catalase-domain-containing protein. NCBI's taxonomy places the organism in Eukaryota, Fungi, Ascomycota, Dothideomycetes, Pleosporales, Cucurbitariaceae. Gene Ontology annotation, biological process: hydrogen peroxide catabolic process; response to oxidative stress. Gene Ontology annotation, molecular function: catalase activity; heme binding. Gene Ontology annotation, cellular component: cytosol. The transcript is spliced from 6 exons. The record is from RefSeq and is a predicted model, not a curated record. The coding region runs from base 1 to 2241 and encodes 746 amino acids.